Messenger RNA from Naumovozyma dairenensis CBS 421, 1578 nucleotides. RefSeq names its product B-type cyclin CLB1 (gene CLB1). The record is from RefSeq and is a predicted model, not a curated record. Bases 1 to 1578 code for a protein of 525 amino acids. Gene Ontology annotation, biological process: G2/M transition of mitotic cell cycle; regulation of cyclin-dependent protein serine/threonine kinase activity. NCBI's taxonomy places the organism in Eukaryota, Fungi, Ascomycota, Saccharomycetes, Saccharomycetales, Saccharomycetaceae. Gene Ontology annotation, cellular component: centrosome; nucleus; cytoplasm. Gene Ontology annotation, molecular function: cyclin-dependent protein serine/threonine kinase regulator activity. The transcript has a single exon.
AUGGCAAAUAUGGAAGAUACAGUGGUACAAUACUAUAUACAUAAUCAUUUCUUAACGGCUGCCAAACCAGGCGAAAUCGGCUCAAACUAUAAUAUAGUAACUAUAAAAGCUCUAAAUUCUGUUGCAUGUGGUUGCUUCGUUAUUUUUUUCGACGAUGUCGUCAGUAUUUUUUAUAAUCAAAAUAACGUCAGAAAAAUUAUAAAUAAUCAAAAUUCGGCGACAAGAUCCAGUUUUCUAAAGACACAAAAGAGUUUUUCACGAUACAAAAAAAAGAAUAAUAUCAUUAAUUGGAAAAUAAUUUUAGUUAAAAUAAAUUCGGUAGAAAUUAUGUCUUCAAAAACAUCAGUUCUAACUGCUUAUAGUACAGCAUAUCAGUUGCCGCAAAACUCUCAGACAAAUUCAAUUCAAAUUGAAAAUCCGUUAGCAAGAGCAGCCUUAACUAAUGUUACAAAUAAGACUAUGGGGUUCAAUAUUAAAGCAUUAAAGAAUUUGAAACUUAUUGCGAGAGAAGAGAAUUCUAAAGUCUCGAAAACUGAAGUAGAUUUAGAAAAUAAAAUAAUUGAUUCGUAUCUAUCAACAGGCAAAGAAAAUGAAGUUCCUUUAUAUCCUUACGAGGAGAGAAAUAUACCGUUACAGAAAAAGAAGAGACAUAUAUCUGGCACAAUUUGGGAAAAGGACUCACCAAAAAAGAUUAAAAUUGGAAGUAAACAACAACAGAUAGUCCUUGAAGAAAUAUGGGAUGAUCUGGAUGAAGAAGAUCUGGAUGAUCCUUUAAUGGUUUUUGAAUAUGUUCAAGAUAUUUUUACAUAUUUACAUGAAUUAGAAUUAAUUACUUUGCCAAAUAAACAAAAAAUAUUGAGACAUAAAAAUAUUAGGGAAAAUAGGGAUAUUUUAAUUGAUUGGCUCGUUAAGAUCCAUGUUAAAUUUCAACUUUUACCUGAGACGUUAUUUCUUGCAAUAAAUUUAAUUGAUAGAUUUUUAACUAAGGAAUCUGUUCAAUUAGAUAAAUUACAAUUAGUUGGUACAUCAUGUUUAUUCAUUGCUUCUAAAUAUGAAGAAAUAUACUGUCCAAGUAUUAAAAACUUCGCCAAUGAGACAGAUGGUGCAUGUUCAACAGAUGACAUUAAAAAGGGUGAAAAAUAUAUACUGAAAGCUUUGGAUUUUAAUUUGAAUUACCCAAACCCAAUGAAUUUCUUAAGAAGAAUUUCAAAAGCAGACGAUUACGAUAUACAAUCACGUACAUUAGCAAAGUUUUUGUUAGAAAUUACUAUUAUAGAUUGUAGAUUUAUUGGUAUUCUACCAUCAUUAUGUGCUGCGGCUGCAAUGUUCAUAUCAAGAAAAAUGUUAGGUAAAUGUCAAUGGGACAGGAACUUGAUUCAUUAUUGUGGUGGUUAUCGUAAAGAAGAUCUCCAAAAAGUGUGCGAAUUAAUUAUGGAUUAUCUAAUAGAACCAACGAUACAUGAGGAGUUCAUUAGAAAAUAUCGCUCAAGGAAAUUUUUGAAAGCAUCAAUAAUUUCAGUUCAAUGGGCCAAAAAAGUACGUGAAAAUAAUCUUGACUUAAUGACACUACAUGAAUAG